Molecule: messenger RNA, 348 nt
Organism: Hibiscus syriacus
Lineage: Eukaryota; Viridiplantae; Streptophyta; Magnoliopsida; Malvales; Malvaceae
Exons: 2
Coding region: 1-348 (115 amino acids)
Source: RefSeq, a predicted model, not a curated record
AUGGAUAAAGGCCAAGAGAGUUUUGAAUCUUUAAAGAAGGUUCUAACGAAGGCUCCAGUAUUAGUACAAUCAGAAUCAGACAAGGACUAUACAAUCUAUAGUGACACUUCCCAUAAUGGCUUGGGAUUUGUUUUGAUGCAAGAUGAAAAGGUGGUUUCCUAUGCUUCGAGACAGCUUAAGCCACAGGAAAGGAAUUAUCCGAUACAAUAUCUUGAUUUAGCAGCAGUGGUGUUUGCAGUGAAGAUAUGGCGCUACUAUUUAUAUGACUAUUAUCCAGGGAAGGCUAAUGUUGUAGCUGAAGCUCUUAGCAGAAAGACUUUUGCAGCUUUACGCAUGUUAGAUGUCUGA